CCGACGCUGACAUUCACAACAUGGCGCUGACAGUUGCGAAAUGUGGCAACACUAACGCCUGUGUUAUAACAUACGUCUCGCUGCCAACUUCACGCAGGAACUUCAACAGCUUACCGCAGGAUGAUGAUGCAACGUACUCAGCUCUUGUUGCCACUGGCUGUUGAAGCCACGAUUGUGGCCCAACAACAGCGUGGCAUGGCCACAUUGAAGGCCAUCUCUAUUCGCCUCAAAUCCGUGAAGAACAUUCAGAAAAUUACGCAAUCAAUGAAGAUGGUGUCCGCCGCUAAAUACGCUCGUGCCGAGCGUGACUUGAAGGCAGCGCGUCCCUACGGCGUUGGUGCUCAGCAGUUCUUCGAGAAGACCGAACUCGCCGCCGAUGGCGCCGCUGAGCCCAAGAAACUCCUCAUCGCCGUCACAUCCGAUCGUGGUCUGUGCGGUGCUGUUCACACCGGUGUUGCCCGUCAAAUUCGCGGUGAACUGCAGCAGGAUGAUGUGAACACCAAGGUGUUCUGCGUCGGCGACAAGUCGCGCUCCAUUCUGGCCCGUCUCUAUGGCAAGAACAUCCUGAUGGUGGCCAAUGAAGUGGGCCGUCUGCCACCCACUUUCCUCGAUGCCUCCAAGAUUGCACAUGAAGUGCUGUCGACUGGUUACGAAUACACCGAGGGCAAGAUCGUGUACAACAGAUUCAAGUCUGUGGUGUCAUAUCAGUGCUCUUCGUUGCCCAUCUACAGCGGCCCAACUGUGGAGAAGUCGGAGAAGUUGUCGGUUUACGACUCCAUCGACAGCGAUGUGAUCAAGAGCUAUCUGGAGUUCUCUCUGGCUUCGCUCAUCUUUUACACCAUGAAGGAGGGUGCUUGCUCCGAGCAAUCCUCUCGCAUGACUGCCAUGGACAACGCUUCUAAGAAUGCCGGCGAGAUGAUUGAGAAGCUAACGCUUACAUUCAACCGCACCCGACAGGCUGUCAUCACCCGCGAGCUGAUUGAAAUCAUCUCCGGUGCCGCUGCUCUGACAUAAGAAGUGUGUCUAAGAAACACUCCAAAAGGUUCGCAGACGCAGCUUCAAACAAACAGCAACACCAACCAAGCGAUUUCUUUUUAAAACGAUUCGAAAACGCCAGAGCUGCGUAUUUAAUAUGAUUAAUUAUAAUUAUCUGAAACAUAUACCCAGAAUAAAUAGCGUGGAACGAAUUAACUGAA
Molecule: messenger RNA, 1196 nt
Organism: Drosophila nasuta
Lineage: Eukaryota; Metazoa; Arthropoda; Insecta; Diptera; Drosophilidae
Gene: ATPsyngamma
Product: ATP synthase, gamma subunit
Exons: 2
Coding region: 121-1014 (297 amino acids)
Biological process (GO): proton motive force-driven ATP synthesis
Molecular function (GO): proton-transporting ATP synthase activity, rotational mechanism
Source: RefSeq, a predicted model, not a curated record